Seriola dumerili (greater amberjack) is the source of this 2416-nucleotide messenger RNA. RefSeq names its product ADP-ribosylation factor-like protein 4A. Gene Ontology annotation, molecular function: GTPase activity; GTP binding. The transcript has 2 exons. The record is from RefSeq and is a predicted model, not a curated record. Bases 209 to 814 code for a protein of 201 amino acids. Gene Ontology annotation, biological process: vesicle-mediated transport; intracellular protein transport. NCBI's taxonomy places the organism in Eukaryota, Metazoa, Chordata, Actinopteri, Carangiformes, Carangidae. Gene Ontology annotation, cellular component: cytoplasm.
AGGAGAAUGGAGAGGGAGUCUUUCCAGCUGCGUGUCUCAGUUCAUCGAAGGAUAUGAUCAGAGCGAGAACCGAUAAUCCACUUCCUGUACGGACUCACUGUCAGUGAUGGAUUAACACUGUCGGUCACGGCUGGAGCUGCUGUUCCUGGUGGAAUAAAGUCAACGUGGUGAAUAUUUGGUGACGACUUCUCCUGCUCUGUAUGACAAGAUGGGGAACGGAUUAUCAGAUCAUCACUCGCUCUUCCCCUGCCUCCCGUCCUUCCAGGCUCUUCACAUCGUCAUUCUCGGACUGGAUUGUGCGGGCAAGACCACCGUACUGUAUCGCCUACGCUUCAAUGAGUUUGUGAACACUGUCCCAACUAAGGGCUUUAACACAGAGAAGAUCAAAGUGUCAGUGAGAGGUGGCCGGCAGACAGUGUCCUUCCACUUCUGGGACGUAGGUGGCCAGGAGAAGCUGCGGCCUCUGUGGCGCUCUUACACGCGCUGCGCUGAUGGCAUCGUGUUUGUCGUGGACUCGGUGGACACCGAGCGCAUCGAGGAGGCCAAGACAGAGCUGCACAAGAUCACACGACUGGCGGAGAACCAGGGCGUGCCAGUUCUGGUGGUGGCUAACAAACAGGACCUGAGGAACUCGCUCAGUCUGGCUGAGAUGGAGAGCAUGUUGGCUCUUGGCGAGCUCAGCAGCGCCACACCCUGGCAUCUUCAGCCUUCUUGUGCGAUCAUCGGUGAGGGGUUACAGGAAGGUCUGCAGAAGCUGCACGCCAUGAUCCUGAAGAGGAGAAAGACGCUGCGGCAGCAGAAGAAGAAGAGAUGAUGUACUAAGAGUGGGAACUAUAAAACGUGAGCUGGAUCUAAGGCUGCGUGGGAACUGUGUGCUGCAUACCGUCUGCUGGUUCAUUGUGUUUGCUGUGAAAGAGGCACAACAACUCCUGUCCAGUUUGAUCAUCCCAGUGGAACUGCUCAGGUCAGCCAGUGUUUCCCAGAGGACAGUGGGACUGGUUUUGCUCUGUGGACUUUGGAUGCCAACAUCCCUCUCAAGUCCUUCUGAAGUACAGUGACACUGAAGAGCAGCACUGACGUCUUAAAGAGGGAUGAUGAGCAAACGAUGCUUUCUGUAAUUUGUUAAAAUAUGUGCUGCUUCUCUGUUAAGAAACAAUCAGUCUUUAUAUUUUUAUUCAGUGAAAAGUACUGUUUUUACUCAAGUUGAAAUAAAAUGACUUGUGUAAAAAUACGUCCUUACAUACAAUACAUUCCCUCUGUAACGGGCACUUCGCAGCCUGUACAUGCAAAACAUACAACCACCUCCCUAUGACAUCACUAGAAUUAACGAGAAACUAGAAUUACCGCCUCGUGUAUGCCUCCACCACUAAAGUCUGUGUUGUGAGGUCACCGUGACGUUGACCUUUGACCACCAAAGUCUAAUCAGUUUGUCCUGGAGUCCAGGUGACCGUUCUUACCAAAUUUGAAGAAGUUCCUUUCAGGUGUUACGCAGAUAUCGCGUUCACAAGGCCAAAACUGCAUUUUGUGAGGUCACCACGCCCUUGACCUUUGACCAUCAAAAUCUAAUCCCGUUCAUCCCAGAGUCCUCGUGAAUGUUUGCGCCAAAUGUGAAGAAGUUCCCUUAAGGCGUUUCUGAGAUAUUGUGUCAACGAGAAUGAGAGGGACGUACAACAUAUAAACAAUAUGGCUGCUGCUCUGACUGUCGCCGGCGCGGAGGAAUAAAAAUACUAAAGACUAAAAUUACUCAUGUAAAAAUACUCAAAAAAGAACAUCAAAAAUAACGAGAGUAAGUGUAACUUGUUGAUUGCACCUGCAGUGACAGUAUCCAUGUUGCACAAUGGGAGUUUAGUCCAGAAGUUUGGCAACAGAAUUGGUAACAGACUGUAAUUUGGACCCUAUAGAAUUAUUAUUAUUCAUGACUGAAAAUUGCCUUUUUGAAGCUUAAAGUUAAACUGUGAUAAAACAUUCUGUAGUUGUCUGCUUAGCACUUAGGAGCAAAGGGAAAGAACGUGGAUACACCAAAAAAGAAUAAACAUGAUUUUAAAUUCAGUGGCUCCAUGUGGCCGUAAGAGGAGAGACUUAUUGGCUGCAGGAAGCUGUGACUUCACCAACAUAGCUCCCUGUAGACGGCUGCGGUGGAUGUGUGGAUCUGUUGAUUGACAGGCCCAUUUGGUCCAGCAGGAAUAGUCCUUGGCUGCGUGUCCAGUCGAGUGUCCGUCCUCAGAUACAUGUUGAGCAGAGCUCGGCGUCUGAAUGCACCUCACUGGUCGUUUUCUUCCACUUCAAACGGACACUGACAGAGCUCCGAUUGAAUCUGAAACUGAAGUAUUUUUACGCACAGUAAACGGGUAACAUGUUGGAGACUGUUACCAGCUUUCACUGCCGCACUCGGUGUGGCAGCGUGUUGAUAUUCAUG